Molecule: messenger RNA, 1380 nt
Organism: Moesziomyces aphidis
Lineage: Eukaryota; Fungi; Basidiomycota; Ustilaginomycetes; Ustilaginales; Ustilaginaceae
Source: the annotation of a GenBank genome assembly
AUGGACGCUGCUCCGGAACCAAAUCUGGAGAUCCAGGACCUUGAUUCGUGGCUCGCAUCGGUAGCCACCACUCUGGCGCCCACGACGCAGUCUGCAGACGCUGCCACUGCGCUUCCCACAUGGCUGCAGGAGGCAUUGGACGGUGCGGAACCUGGACCUACAGCGGGUCCCUCGAGUGCUGGGCCCUCGACGGUAGCAGACGGAUCCACCUCCGAGACAUCGGGUCCGUCGAAAUCACUCGAAAGGAUCCGGCGCAAGAAUCGGUUGGCGCAGCAGAGAAGUCGACAGCGGCGCAGCGAGCAUGUCAGGGAGCUUGAAGACCAGGUGCGCCAGCUCCGACAACUGCUCGAGCUCGAACGGCAGCGCAACGCCACGUCCGAGUCGAACCAGUUGACACCAUCGCAACGGCGAAACACGGCCUCUCACGGGACGAACAAAGAAGUGCGCGGCUCGGUGAGCAUGUCUCGUCUACUCGCCAUGCUGGCCGACGGCACCUUGGAUGAUCGAUUUUUCCCGCUGCUUGGACGGCAUUUUGACAACUCGAGCAUUCACAGGCGAUCCGACGGCAGCCUGCGUUCGGCCUUGACCGAUCCCGACUCGGCCAUAUCGUGGCAGGUGUCGUUCAACACGGACAGCAGCAACUUUGCCCGAGCUGCGAGCACGCAGUUGGGUCUUCCGUCGGCGAUCGUCAUGCCCGAACUGGUGCUGUACAAGGUGUGUCGGUUCUACUUUCGGCUGCUGCUGCCGUUCAGCACGUCGUUCGGAAGCGGCAUGGUCAAUCUCGCCACGGCCGAGCUCAUGCAGGAGCCUGAAAGCGUAUCUGCGCGUUGGAAUCGCCAUCCCUCGGAGGCCAGUCACAGCCUCGACGAGACAGGUACGUUGCCGGAAUUGCUCAUGCCGACGCGGCUGCAGAGCACGGUGGGUUCGCAUCCGAUCGAGAUUGCCAUCAUCCCGUUUGCGAGUCUGCGCGAUCGAUUGCUGCUCACCGUACUCGCCAUGAACGGCACACAGAGCUUCGAGGUCGAAGACGCAGCAGGAACGGUAUGGCCGGAUGAGGACAUGAUCUACGACCAUACUUUCUCGACCAAGCCCAACAGCGGCAAGCCCAUCGAUCGUGCCCAAACGGUCGGUUCUCGACCGGCUGCACUGAGGAAGGAUCCGCUGUGCCCUGCAGCGCGUGCGUGGCUCGACGAGUUUAUGGUCGACUUUGUCGGCUCCCUGCGCGUGUGGAACGCCAGCGACGACUGCUUCAACACCACGGCCUUUGAGCUGCGUCCGCAGUUUGUCGCAAAGUAUCGCCUCCUCCUCGACGCCGAUCUGAUCCGGACGAGCAACUUUUGGAGGAGCUCGCGCGGCGAACCCAGUCUACGCACGAGGUAA